AUGAAAACACCAAAGAAACGAGUAACGUUAAAGACUCCUAAAAGGAGUACUAAGAGCACAUUUAAAUCUACUGGACACACAAAAGGGGUAAAAGAUGAAUCAGAUUCCGUUACUAAAAAAAAAGACAGCCCUUCUAAAUUUAUUGCUGAUUUGGAUAUAGAAAUAAAAAAUACAGAGAAUGAGUUAAUAACAAGUUUACAGAAGGAAAAUGAGUUACUUAGAAGUACUAACCUGUAUGUAAAAUUUUUAGGAUUAGAUAUUACACAGGUGGGUGAUAAAUAUGUGGUAAAAUACAACGUAAACAAAGAUAAUAGAUUUUUACAUUUCGAACUGGUGCCUGAGGAUGAUAUGUACGUUUAUUCGUUGGUGCGAUCAGAGAACAUCGAUGAGUUGGGUGUUCUUGGGGAUGAGAUCAGUUUUGAAAAAGAACAGAUUGCAAAGUUCUUUUAUAAAGUGAUGGAGAUUAUGAUUUCUGAUUAA
Messenger RNA from Vairimorpha ceranae, 480 nucleotides. RefSeq lists its product as hypothetical. The record is from RefSeq and is a predicted model, not a curated record. NCBI's taxonomy places the organism in Eukaryota, Fungi, Microsporidia, Nosematidae. The coding region runs from base 1 to 480 and encodes 159 amino acids. The transcript has a single exon.